CCCGAAGCGAGGAGCGAAGAGGAGGCAGAAACUCACCGGCAUCGGGGCGACUGUCUCCAACAAAGCCUGCCAUAACCCAGAAGUAAAUAAGAGAGCAGGUAUCUCUCUCCAGCUACUGAGCGAGCAGACUCCGUGUUAUCAUCCAGUGUGUCGCAGACAAGAAGCGCAGAUGGACACCAGAAACACCACGGAAGAAAAACCUGUCCAGCGAUCUAAGUCCUUCAGCUUUACUGCUCAAAAGGAAGUGUGCGCAUCAUGUGGGAAGACAGUCUACCCAAUGGAGAAACUGGUUGCAAACAACCUUGUCUUCCAUUCAACAUGUUUCUGCUGCAAGCACUGCAAUGCCAAACUCAGCCUUGGCAGCUUUGCAGCUCUUCAAGGCGAAUUUUACUGCAAACCCCACUUCCAACAGCUGUUCAAGAGCAAAGGAAACUAUGAUGAGGGCUUCGGACGCAAGCAGCACAAAGAGCUCUGGGCCUCCAAGGAAUCAGAUAGUAUAACAAAGACGCCAUAAUCGUGUCUGCCUUUGUCCCGUCGCAGACCUGCCUCUUCUAUUCCCUUCUCCUAACACCUCCAAUGCAUCACGAUGAACACAUGCCUCAUAAACUGGGGCACUGUUAAAUCACCCACACACUCACUUGCUUUUUAAAUGCCAUCAAAACAAAUACAUGCACAGACAACUAGAAAAUUACUGGACAGUCAUGAUACAUACCAUUUAACAGUAAUUUCGAUUAUAAUUUGUUAAUUUCCUAAAUGUAUUUUUCCAAUUUCCUGUUUGAAAUUGGUAGUUGAUUGUGACCAAAAGCCUUCUCUAGUGUGGUGAGUGUAAUAGUAAACAGUUUUAUUUUUUGAUUAGUUUUAAUUAAUUGCACCCUUUUAUUUUUUAGAAAUAAGUAAACUGUAUGCUCAGGCAAACAUAUCUGAGGGUUUAGAGAGCAUCACAUGUUUUGUGUUAGUGCAUACACUCAGGUCAGUUUUAACCCGAGGGUUUAAAGAAAACGUAUCAGAUUUUAUCACUCAUAGUAAAAACACGCAAAUCAAAAUUAAAAAUUCCUCAGUAUUAUGAUUGUGCUGUCAGACAGGUUUGACAGGUUUCAUAUAUUUGAGGAACAAACAGGGUACAAUGUACUGUAAAAUAACCGUGCACAUUAGCAACAGCUCACCUCUUGUGUUUAAAUUUUUGUUAGUGUUAGUUUUAUUAUUGCUCACUUCAUCACAUGGUUCUUCCUUAUUUUAAUGACCACAUUGAGUCUUAUCCUUGCAGUUGGUAUGACUGGGUCUUAAUAGCCUUAUCUUAUGACUGUAUUGAUCUUUUGUUACUUUCAUUUGUUUCACUGGCAUAGCAGUUCUCUUUUUAAAAUUUUUAGAAAUGCUUGAGUUUAGAUUUGAUUGAUGUCAUGGCAUAAGUUGAUCACUGAGCUUUUUAUGGUUAAGAUUUUAAUGGAUUUUUCAGAUUGUGUUUUGUAUACUGUCUGUAUACUAGCUGUAGUUUGUGAUUAGUAGACAUUCCCCACCAGACCGUACCCUCGUCUUGCACAUAAAACUAUAUGUGAUCACCAGACAAGAUGUUUAAUAACGACAGGGAAGUUGGGGCUUAGUAUGUAAACAUCACUCUGUUCUAUGAAACAUUUUAAGAGGAACUGUAAACAUCUGGUUAAAUUGAUUACUGCAUGUAUGCUGUAAAUGAGGGUGUUGAUGGACAGAGCUUAAGCCUCACACUUGUGUUGCUUCAUCAUUUCAUGCUUGUCAGAUGUUGUCUUGUGAUGACGUUUUCAAUGCUGUAUUAGAGUGUGUUCAUAUAACUGAAUAGUUUUCUGUUUUUUUUUUCAUGGGGACAUAUACAUCCAGUCACUGUGUCAUGAACCCCUAAGUCCUUUUUCAAUUAAUGCCUUCUUGUUUUUAUCUCCUGUCUUAUUUGCUAACUGCAGCUAAGCAACUGGACCUAUUUUUUAAUAUAAAUUUUACAAUAGAUGGAUGGAGAGUUUGUCACCCUGGGCACACUGAUGUGUGGCUGCAUGCAGUUUGUAAAACCCAGUGUAGAGCACCCCCUGCUGGGGAAAGUGUGACAGUAGUGUCUGGCGUGAGAGGAUGAUACUGUUAGUUUCUCGAACAACAGUAAGUUUUGGAGUAUGCUGGCUCAUUCAGCAGUAUAGCUGCUGAGCAACCGCUUCUUUUAAUCUUAUUUAAUUGCAACAUGUAAGAAAAAUUAAUUCAAGUUAGAUUUCCAUGGCUGUAUUUCAGUCUAUACAAAGAAUUUCUCAAAAGCCAUUAAAUUAUCUAAUUUUAUAAAAUGUCUGAGCACCACUGACACUUGAAUGGCACAAAGUACUUUUUGUGACUGAAGGUUUACUGUGAAUUUGAGCUUGCUGUGCAGAAUAGGAAGCGAAAAAGAUAGAAUUUUUUUAAGAGAAGCCUUAGAAAACGAAGAGCUGACCUUAUUGCUUUUUCAAAAGACCUUUGAGUGCACAAAUCUUUACAAUAAAAUCUUGUGAUCAUUCCUUUGCAAAAACAGAGCCGGUCAUUGUAGAGUCCCACUCUUUAACAUAGGAUUACUUCACACAACCAGCAAUCGUUUUUCUUUUCCUUCCUAAACGUUUUUAUUCACAUGUACAAUAAUUCAAAUUCUACUGUGUGUGAACAUGUAUGUUUUCUUUAUGUCAUUUAAAAAUGGUCCUCUGGAUCCCAGAGAAUGCUUUAAAAAUCAAGAGAAUUGUAUCUAAAAAUGCUGUUUGUCAUUCUCUGUUAGCAGUUCGCCAAGGUACAACUGCAAAAUCUGUGAACUGCAAUGUCUAAAGUCUAAUAGAGCAGACAAGGUACACUUUACACUGGUGCCACAAGGCUCAGGUGAAUGAUUGCAGUGUGACGUUUUAAUGUUAAAUCUGUGAGUCAUUUCAUUUCUGUGCUAAACUUAAUGUGGAAUUACUUUUUUAUUGCUGUUGUCAUCGAGACAUUUUAAAUGUAUGCAUCUUUGAAAGUGUAUUAAAUAUUACAGACAUGACCUGUGGAUUGAGGUGGCCUUACAGCAAAAGGAUGCUUGGACUGUUUGCAGUCUUUCUCCUCUCUUCCUCUUCCUCUCUCUUGCUUAGUUAUGGUAUGGAACAUUUUAAAAUGUGAGAGCCCUCUUUCUACGCCAAUAAACACAAUCAUUUGUGCAUAAUUUUGUUUUUAUUUUUUUUACGUGCUUUUGGAGAAAAAAAUUAAAACGCUGGUGUUGAUUUAAGACAUUGA
Molecule: messenger RNA, 3228 nt
Organism: Archocentrus centrarchus (flier cichlid)
Lineage: Eukaryota; Metazoa; Chordata; Actinopteri; Cichliformes; Cichlidae
Gene: limd2
Product: LIM domain containing 2
Exons: 4
Coding region: 170-514 (114 amino acids)
Source: RefSeq, a predicted model, not a curated record